AUGGCGAUGGCAAAUAUUGAUUAUGAUUUUUUGAUGAAAUUUCUGGCACUCGGAGAUUCUGGAGUGGGCAAAACUAGUUUUCUAUAUCAGUAUACUGAUGGACAAUUUCAUUCACAAUUUAUAUCUACCGUUGGCAUUGAUUUCCGGGAGAAACGAUUGAUAUAUACAUAUCGUGGACGGAACCACCGCAUCCAUCUGCAAUUGUGGGAUACUGCCGGCCAGGAACGUUUUCGUUCGUUGACCACUGCCUUCUAUCGCGAUGCAAUGGGCUUCCUGCUAAUCUUUGAUUUGACCAACGAGAAAUCUUUCCUUGAAAUUAGUAAUUGGUUAGAACAAUUACGUAUGCAUGCCUAUUCGGAGGAUCCGGAUGUGGUCUUAUGCGGUAAUAAAUGCGAUUUAGAAUCUGUGCGUGCUGUCAGCCAUGAACAAGUGCGUGCACUUUCGGAUCGUUAUCGCCUGCCCUACAUCGAGACAAGCGCAUGCACCGGUUAUAAUAUAAGACAGGCGGUAGAAAUGUUGGUGGAACGCGUCAUGUUACGCAUGGAGAAUGUAGCUACCAAUUCGGAACUAUCGCGUUUGAUGACACAGACGCGCUGCAUGCCAAAUAUAAACUUCCCGAGUAGUGGUGGGAAUACAGUGCGUUUGGGUUACGGGGAUAUAGAGUUGACGGAGGAGCAACAACGGAGUCGAAAUUGUAAGUGUUAG
This is a messenger RNA of Zeugodacus cucurbitae (melon fly), 705 nucleotides long. RefSeq names its product ras-related protein Rab-27A (gene Rab27). Gene Ontology annotation, molecular function: GTP binding; GTPase activity. Lineage: Eukaryota; Metazoa; Arthropoda; Insecta; Diptera; Tephritidae. The record is from RefSeq and is a predicted model, not a curated record. Gene Ontology annotation, biological process: melanosome transport; positive regulation of exocytosis. Gene Ontology annotation, cellular component: melanosome; secretory granule. The transcript is spliced from 2 exons. The coding region runs from base 1 to 705 and encodes 234 amino acids.